Corticium candelabrum is the source of this 526-nucleotide messenger RNA. Its product is annotated as large ribosomal subunit protein uL24-like. The record is from RefSeq and is a predicted model, not a curated record. Gene Ontology annotation, biological process: cytoplasmic translation; ribosomal large subunit biogenesis. NCBI's taxonomy places the organism in Eukaryota, Metazoa, Porifera, Homoscleromorpha, Homosclerophorida, Plakinidae. Gene Ontology annotation, cellular component: cytosolic large ribosomal subunit. Gene Ontology annotation, molecular function: RNA binding; structural constituent of ribosome. The coding region runs from base 32 to 466 and encodes 144 amino acids. The transcript has 3 exons.
AUCCCCGUAUGUGAAGCUGUGUGUGACAGAGAUGGCGAAAUUCGCGAGGAAGAGCACGUCGUCUCGUCGGAAGUGCCGCAAAAUGCACUUUUCUGCGCCUUCAAGUGUUCGUAGAAAAAUCAUGAGUGCUCCUUUGUCAAAAGAACUGCGUCAAAAGUACGACGUGCGGUCCCUACCAGUUAGAAAAGAUGAUGAAGUGCUGGUUACACGUGGUCACAACAAAGGCUCUCAGGUUGGAAAAAUACUGCAAAUAUACAGGAAAAAGUGGGUUUUGCACAUAGAAAGGAUUCAGCGCGAGAAAGCAAACGGUGCGUCGGUCAGUUUAGGAAUUCAUCCGUCAAAGGUCGAGAUUGUUAAGCUAAAGAUGACGCGGGAUAGAAAGCGGAUUUUGGAUCGAAAGAACCGGUCCGCAAGACUUGACAAAGAGAAGGGAAAGUACACGGAGGAGACGAUGGACACAGCUUAGACGAGACAAUGUGUUUUGAUCGUUUUUGUGUCAAAUAAAUAAAUCUUGCCAUACAAAAUA